Messenger RNA from Felis catus (domestic cat), 14619 nucleotides. It is a transcript of the gene CSPG4, whose product is annotated as chondroitin sulfate proteoglycan 4. The record is from RefSeq and is a predicted model, not a curated record. The transcript has 10 exons. NCBI's taxonomy places the organism in Eukaryota, Metazoa, Chordata, Mammalia, Carnivora, Felidae. Bases 635 to 7615 code for a protein of 2326 amino acids.
ACACAGAGCAGUGCAGAACCUCAGACCAGUGCCUCUCUGUCCAAAUGAAGACCCGAGGAGGCCUCAGAGAAAGCAGCCCCAAAGCAGUCUCUGUAGUGGUAGACAGCUGUCCUCCUAGGCCUGGAGCAGACACACACACACACACACACACACACACCAAUCCCUGCAGGGCAGGAGAGAGACAAGUGAGGUAGGUGAGGGGGCUUGCCCAGCUCGGGUCUCCUCCCAGAGGGGGUCUCCUGGAGCCCUUGGGUCAGAGCUCAGGGAGGGCUUGGAUCAAGGCUCCUCUGUGACUUUGUUCCAAAACUCCAGGGUGGAGCCUGGGUCUAACGGAGCUGUAAGGGUCCUCUCACCCCUGCCCGGGGAGGAGGCAGCCCAGCACGGGCCCUUUAAGAAAGUUGGGGGUGAGGGGGGCCAACGGGGGAGCCCCAGCCUGAAACCGGAGCGCGGGUCGGCGCCUGCCCCGCCCCCGGAGUUAAGUAAGGCGGUGGCGGCGCGGGCAGCUCCAGAGCCCCAGCCCGCGGCGUAGAGCAGCCUUGUCUCAGCCCGAGCCUUGGCGCCUUCGGUGUCCGGGCUCCCUACUGCCACUCUGCUCGGCUCCUCCUCGCAAAUCCUGCUGCACAGCCGGGCCGCGAUGAGCUCCGGCCAGCAGCCUCCGCCUCCAGCCCCUGCCCUGGCCCUGGCCCUGGCUUUGACCCUGGUCAUGUUGGCCAGACCUUCAUCCGCAGCCUCCUUCUUUGGUGAGAACCACCUGGAGGUGCCCGUGGCCACAGCUUUGACCGACAUAGACCUCCAGCUGCAGUUCUCCACGUCCCAGUCCGAAGCCUUGCUUCUCCUGGCAGCGGGCCAGGCUGACCACCUCCUGCUGCAACUCUACUCCGGACGUCUGCAGGUCAGACUCACCCUGGGCCAGGAGGAGCUGAAGCUGCAGACCUCAGCUGGGACUCUGCUGAGCGACUCCGUCCUCCACACCGUGCAGCUGACUAUUUCCGACAGCGAGGCCUUGUUGUCAGUCGAUGGGCUCCUGAAUGCCUCAGCCCCAGUUCCGGGAGCUCCCCUAGAGGUCCCCUAUGGACUCUUCCUGGGGGGCACUGGAAGCCUUGGCCUGCCCUACGUGAGGGGAACCAGUCGGCCCCUGAGGGGCUGCCUCCAUGCUGCCACCCUCAAUGGCCGCAACCUCCUGCGACCACUAACGCCAGACGUGCCUGAGGGAUGUGCUGAAGAGUUUUCUGCUGAUGACAGUGUGGCUCUGGGCUUCUCUGGGCCCCACUCACUGGCUGCCUUCCCUGCCUGGAGCACUCGGGAUGAAGGCACCCUGGAGUUUACACUCACCACUCGGAGCCACCGGGCGCCCCUGGCCUUCCAGGCGGGGGGCCGGCACGGGGAUUUCAUCUACGUGGACAUAUUUGAGGGCCACCUGCGGGCUGUGGUUGAGAAGGGCCAGGGCACUGUAUUGCUCCACAACAGUGUGCCUGUGGCCGACGGGCAACCCCAUGAGGUCAGCGUCCACGUGGAUGCUCACCAGCUGGAAAUCUCCGUGGACCAGUACCCCACACGCACUUCCAACCGUGGGGUCCUCAGCUACCUGGACCCACGUGGCAGUCUCCUCCUUGGGGGGCUGGACACAGAGGCCUCUCGCCACCUCCAGGAACAUCGCCUGGGCCUGGUGCCGGGGGCUGUCAAUGUCUCCCUACUGGGCUGCAUGGAGGACCUCAGCAUCAAUGGCCAGAGGCAGGGGCUCCGGGAGGCCUUGCUGACUCGCAGCAUGGCGGCCGGCUGCCGGCUGGAGGAAGACGAAUACGAGGACGACACCUACGGCCCGUACGAAGCUUUCUCCACCCUGGCACCUGAGGCUUGGCCAGCCGUGGAGCUGCCCGAGCCCUGCGUGCCUGAAGCGGGGCUGCCUCCUGUCUUUGCCAACUUUACCCAACUGCUGACCAUCAGCCCGCUGGUGGUGGCCGAGGGUGGCACAGCCUGGCUUGAGUGGCGGCACGUGCAGCCCACGCUGGACCUGAGCGAGGCCGAGCUGCGCAAAUCCCAGGUGCUGUUCAGCGUGAGCCGCGGGGCACGCCACGGGGAGUUGGAGCUGGACAUCCCCGGUGCCCAGGCACGGAAGAUGUUCACCCUCCUGGACGUGGUGAACCGCAAGGCCCGCUUCGUCCAUGAUGGCUCUGAGGACACCUCCGACCAGCUGGUGCUGGAGGUAUCAGUGACUGCUCGGGGGCCCGUGCCCUCCUGCCUCCGGAGGGGCCAAACUUACAUCCUGCCAAUCCAGAUAAACCCUGUCAACGACCCACCCCGCGUCAUCUUCCCACACGGCAGCCUCAUGGUGAUCCUGGAACACACACAGAAGCUGCUGGGGCCAGAGGUUUUCCAGGCCUACGACCCAGACUCUUCCUGCGAGGGCCUCACCUUCCAGCUCCUUGGCACGCCCACCGGCCUCCCCGUGGAGCGCCGAGACCAGCCUGGGGAGCCAGCAACCGAGUUCUCCUGCCGGGAGCUGGAGGCGGGCAGCCUAGUCUAUGUCCACCGUGGUGGGCCCGCCCAGGACCUGACGUUCCGGGUCAGCGAUGGGCUGCAGGCCAGCCCUCCCGCCACCCUGAGGGUGGUGGCCGUCCGGCCCACCAUUCAGAUCCGCCACAACACCGGGCUGCACCUGGCCCAGGGCUCCGCCGCACCUGUCUUGCCCGCCAACCUGUCGGUGGAGACCAACGCUGUGGGGCAGGAUGUGAGCGUGCUGUUCCGAGUCACCGAGGCCCCGCGGUUCGGGGAGCUGCAGAAGCAGGGGGCAGGUGGGGCCGAGGGUGCUGAGUGGCGAGCCACGCAGGCAUUCCACCAGCGGGACGUGGAGCAGGGCCGCGUGAGAUACCUGAGCACCGACCCACAGCAUCGCAUGGAGGACUCUGUGGAGAACCUGGCCCUGGAGGUACAGGUGGGGCAGGAGAUCCUGAGCAAUCUGUCCUUCCCAGUGACCAUCCAGAGAGCCACAGUGUGGUUGCUGCGGCUGGAGCCACUGCACACUCAGAACACCCAGCAGGAGGCGCUCACCACAGCCCACCUGGAAGCCACCCUGGAGGAGGAGGAGGCAGGCCCAAGCCCCACCACCUUCCACUACGAGGUGGUUCAGGCCCCCAGGAAGGGUAAUCUUCGGCUACAGGGCACACGGCUGUCAGAUGGCCAGAGCUUCACCCAGAAUGACCUGCAGGCCGGUCGGGUGACCUACGGGGCCACAGCACGUGCCUCGGAGGCAGUCGAGGACAUCUUCCGUUUCCGUGUCAUAGCUCCGCCACACUUCUCCCCACUCUAUACCUUCCCCAUCCACAUUGGUGGUGACCCGGACGCCCCCGUCCUCACCAACAUCCUCCUCUCGGUGCCCGAGGGUGGCGAGGGUAUCCUCUCUGCUGACCACCUCUUCGUCAAGAGUCUCAACAGUGCCAGCUACCUCUAUGAGGUCAUGGAGCGGCCCCGCCAUGGGAGGUUAGUUUGGAGGGGGGCACAGGACCAGGCCGCCACGGUGACAUCCUUCACCAACGAGGACCUGCUGCAGGGCCGGCUGGUUUACCAGCAUGACAACUCUGAGACCACAGAAGAUGACAUCCCAUUUGUGGCCACCCGCCAGAGCGAGGGCAGUGGUGGCAUGGCCUGGGAGGAGGUACGGGGCGUCUUCCGCGUGGCCAUCCAGCCUGUAAACGACCACGCUCCCGUGCAGACCAUCAGCCGCGUCUUCCACGUGGCCAGGGGUGGGCGGCGGCUGCUGACAACAGACGACGUGGCCUUCAGUGAUGCUGACUCUGGCUUUGCCGACACUCAGCUGGUACUGACCCGCAAGGACCUUCUCUUCGGCAGUAUUGUGGCUGUGGAUGAGCCCACGCGGCCCAUCUACCGCUUCACCCAGGAGGACCUCAGGAAGAGGCGAGUCCUGUUUGUGCACUCGGGGGCCGACCGCGGCUGGAUUCAGCUGCAGGUGUCGGACGGGCAGCACCAGGCCACCGCGCUGCUCGAAGUGCAGGCCUCGGAGCCCUACCUCCAUGUGGCCAAUGGCUCCAGCCUCGUGGUCCCUCAGGGAGGCCAGGGCACCAUUGACACAGCUGUGCUCCACCUGGACACCAACCUAGACAUCCGCAGUGGGGAUGAGGUCCGCUACCGCGUCACGGCUGGCCCGCACUGGGGGCAGCUGCUCCGGGCCGGCCAGCCAGCCACAGUCUUCUCCCAGCAGGACCUGCUGGACGGGGCCAUUCUCUACAGCCACAACGGCAGCCUUAGCCCUCGAGACACCCUGGCCUUCUCUGUGGAGGCAGGGCCUGUGCACACAGAUGCCACCCUGCAAGUGACCAUUGCCCUAGAGGGGCCACUGGCCCCGCUGCAUCUGGUCCGGCACAAGAAGAUCUACGUCUUCCAGGGGGAGGCGGCUGAGAUCAGAAAGGAUCAGCUGGAGGCAGCCCAGGAGGCAGUGCCACCGGCGGACAUCGUGUUCUCAGUGAAGACCCCACCGCGCGCCGGCUACCUGGUGAUGCUGUCCCACGGCGCCUCCGUGGCUGAGCCACCCAGCUUGGACCCAGUGCAGAGCUUCUCCCAGGAGGCAGUGGAUGCGGGCAGGGUCCUAUACCUGCACUCCCGCCCCGAGGCCUGGAGCGAUGCCUUCUCCCUGGAUGUGUCCUCAGGCGUGGGCACUCCCCUUGAGGGUGUCCGUGUAGAACUGGAGGUGCUGCCUGCUGCCAUCCCACUGGAGACACAGAACUUCAGCGUCCCCGAGGGUGGCAGCCGCACGCUGGCCCCUCCACUGCUCCGUGUCACGGGGCCUUACUUCCCCACGCUGCCAGGCCUUGACCUGCAGGUGCUAGAGCCACCCCAGCAUGGGGCCCUGCGGAGAGAGGAAGGUCCUCAAGAGGGGACCCUCGGCGCUUUCUCCUGGAAAGAGGUGGAACAGCAGCUGAUCCUCUAUGCGCACGAUGGGAGUGAGACGCUGACAGAUAGCUUUGUCCUAGUGGCUAAUGCCUCAGAGAUGGACCGCCAGAGCCAUCCGGUGACCUUCACCAUCACCAUCCUGCCCGUCAAUGACCAACCCCCCAUCCUCACCACAAACACAGGCCUGAAGAUGUGGGAGGGGGCCACUGUGCCCUUCCCUCCGGAGGCCCUCAGGGCCACAGACAGCGACUCAGGACCGGAGGACCUGGUCUACACCAUCGAGCGGCCCAGCAAUGGGCAGGUAGUGCUGCGGGCGGCACCGGGCACCGAGGUCCACAGCUUCACGCAGGCCCAGCUAGAUGGAGGGCUGGUGCUGUUCUCACAUAGAGGAGCCCUGGACGGAGGCUUCCACUUCAGCCUCUCCGAUGGUGAGCACGCUUCCCCCGGACACUUCUUCCGCGUGACGGCCCGGAAGCAGCUGCUCCUCUCGCUAGAGGGCAGCCGGACGCUGACCGUGUGCCCAGGGUCGGUCCAGCCGCUGAGCAGCCAGAGUCUGAGAGCCAGCUCCAGUGCAGGCACGGACCCCCACCACCUGCUCUACCGCGUGGUGCAGGGCCCCCGGCUGGGCCGGCUGUUCCACGCCCGGCAGGGCGGCUCUGGGGAGGCCCUGGUGAACUUCACUCAGGCUGAGGUGUAUGCUGGGACUGUUCUGUAUGAGCACGAGAUGCCCCCUGAGCCCUUCUGGGAGGUCCGUGACGCCGUGGAGCUCCAGCUGUCGUCGCCCCCAGCCCCUGAUGUGGCCACCACCCUUGCUGUGGCUGUGUCUUUCGAGGCUGCCUGUCCCCAGCGCCCCAGCCGCCUCUGGAGUAACAAAGGUCUUUGGGUCCCUGAAGGCCAGCGGGCAGAGAUCACCAGGGAUGCCCUUGAUGCCUCCAACCUCCUGGCCACCAUUCCAUCACCCCAGCGCCCAGAGCACGACGUACUCUUCCAAAUCACACAGUUCCCCACCCGGGGCCAGCUGUUGGUGUCUGGGGAGCCCCUCGAUGCCAGGCGGCCCCACUUCCUGCAGUCCGAGCUGGCCGCAGGGCAGCUGGUCUACGCCCACGGCGGCGGGGGCACCCAGCAGGAUGGCUUCCGCUUCCGCGCCCACCUCCAGGGGCCGGCGGGGGCUUCCGUUUCGGGCCCCCAAACCUCGGAGGCCUUCGCCAUCACCGUGCGGGACGUGAACGAGCGGCCGCCUCGGCCCCAGGCCUCCGUGCCGCUGCGGCUCACCCGGGGCUCCCGCGCCCCGGUCUCCCGGGCCCAGCUGAGUGUGGUGGACCCAGACUCGGCCCCCGGGGAGAUCGAGUACGAGGUGCAGCGGGCCCCCCUCAACGGCUUCCUGAGUCUGGCGGGGGCCGGCCCGGGUCCCGUGAUCCGCUUCACGCAGGCCGACGUGGACGCGGGGCGGCUGGCCUUCGUGGCCAACGGGAGCAGCGUGGCCGGCAUCGUGCAGCUGAGCGUGUCUGACGGGGCCAGCCCCCCGCUGCCCGUGGCCCUGGCCGUGGACGUCUUGCCGGCGGCCAUCGACGUGUGGCUGCGCGCGCCCCUAGAGGUGCCCCAGGCACUGGGGCGCUCCACCCUGAGCCGGGAGCAGCUCCAGGUGGUGUCAGACCGGGAGGAGCCAGACGCAGCCUACCGCCUCACCAGGGGGCCCCGGUUCGGGCAGCUCCUGGUGGCCGGGCAGCCGGCCACGGCCUUCAGCCAGCUCCAGGUAGACCAGGGGGAGGUGGUCUUCGCCUUCACCAACUUCUCCUCCUCUCGCGACCACUUCAGCGUCCUGGCACUGGCCAGAGGUGCCAACACGUCGGCCACAGUGAACGUCACCGUCAGGGCGCUGCUGCGAGUGUGGGCGGGUGGGCCGUGGCCCCAGGGUGCCACCCUGCGCCUGGACUCCACCGUCCUAGAUGCGGGCGAGCUGGCCAACCGCACGGGCAGUGUGCCCCGUUUCCGGCUCCUGGCGGGACCCCGGCAUGGCCGCGUGGUCCGUGUGCCCCGGGCCAGAACGGAGCCCAGGGACAGCCAGCUUGUGGAGCAGUUCACCCAGCGGGACCUUGAGGAUGGAAGGCUGGGGCUGGAGGUGGGCAGGCCAGAGGGUAGGUCCCCUGGCCCCGCAGGCGACAGUCUCACUCUGGAGCUGUGGGCACGGGGUGUGCCCCCUGCUGUGGCCUCACUGGACUUUGACACUGAGCCUUACAAUGCAGCCCGGCCCUACAGUGUGGCCCUGCUCAGUCUCCCCGAGGCUGCUCAGACAGAAGCAAGGAACCCAGAGAGCAGCACCCCCACGGGCGAGCCAGGCCCAUUAGCCUCCAGCCCCGUGCCCACCGUGGCCAGGAGGGGCUUCCUGGGCUUCCUGGAGGCCAACAUGUUCAGUGUCAUCAUUCCCGUGUGCCUGGUCCUCCUGCUCCUGGCACUCAUCUUGCCCCUGCUCUUCUACCUCCGCAAACGCAACAAGACGGGCAAGCACGACGUCCAGGUGCUGACCGCCAAGCCCCGCAACGGCCUAGCCAGCGACACCGAGACCUUCCGCAAGGUAGAGCCGGGCCAAGCCAUCCCACUCACCGCAGUGCCCAGCCAGGGGCCCCCGCCAGGGGGCCAGCCUGACCCAGAGCUCCUACAGUUCUGCCGGACACCCAACCCUGCUCUCAAGAACGGCCAGUACUGGGUGUGAGGCCUGGCCUGGGCCCAGAUGCUGAUCAGGCCAGGGACAGGCUUGCUCAGGCCCCGGCCCCAUUGCUCCCAUGCCCUGGUGCUGUCUGAGUAUCCCCAGAGCCAGAGAUACCUGGGGACAUCUGAGGUGGAGGGUGCUGGGAGGAAGUCCCAGGGGUGCAGGACCAAAUAGAGUCAAGAGCUGGAAUCUCCCCAGCUUUCUCCACGCCUGGAGAACUGCAAGGGGGCCAAGGUCAGAGGCAGGCUUAGAGUCAGUCCCCCUGCCCUGGAGCUAGUCUGGGCUGUCAAAACCAGAGUGAUCUCCUAGAUAUGUCAGGACUCUGGAUCCUGGGUCUGUGAUCUUGGGUAAGUCACAUCUGACCCAGGCUGCUAAGAGGUCAAGGAGAAGAGAGGGUAGGGAAGAUAGACAGGGAUUCCUGGCUUUUCCACUCCAAGCCAAGGCUCCCUUUGUCUCUGCCCCAGGGUUGACGGGAAAACUUUUUCCCCUGGUUUUUUAGGGAGAUGGUAUUCCCUGGAGCAGAGGGCAGGAGGAGAGAGACCCUCCACUCUCUAGGAGACAUAAGCCAGUAGAAUAAUAUAUUCAGGGUGCAAGGUAAGGCAGGUUGCUCUGGGAAUGGGUUUAUUUAAGAGGGAUUGCAAGGAAGCUAUUUAACACAGUGUUGAGCUAGCCCAGACUAAUGGAGCCCUGAGAAUGUGGGAUGGAGGAGGGUCUGAGGCCAGUUCAUUCCCAGGGCCCCGCCUUGAUGGGCUGAGGGCUAGGUAGGCAGUAUGGGUCUGUGGCCCGGGAACAGGCGGGGCUGAGGAGCAUGUAGGGUCUCAGGCCAGGGGCCACUGUAAUGCCUGUGCUCCCCCAAGGACUGGGGGGUGAGCCAUUGGGGGCACUCAAGUCCAUGGGGCCUGGAUAAAUGGUGCUUUGGAGGUUCUGGACAGCUGUGUGUCAUUUGUCUGACCAUGCACUGGGUCCUUGUCCACACCAGCCUGCACUCCCCUGGGGCAGGCCAUCCUACCAGGCCUCAGCAAACAGGCAAGACAGAGCUACUCGAGCCCUAAAUUUCCACCUCUUGGGCCUUUCAGAUCUCUUCUGUCCCCACCUGUGUAGGCAGGUGGGCCAGUCUUUGUGGGAUGGGACCAAAGCCCUUUGGUUUAGUAGAGAUAGGCUAGACCUUCUCCAAGGAGCUUAAGGAAGCAAUUAAAUCAGGAGAUAUAUUCAGUGUCCCAGCCAUAGAUUUCUUUGCCUGAGUUUUGGCUUCAACAGCCUUGUCCCUCCCCACUCUCAAGAGGUUAGAGAGCAAAGGUGAGGAGACCAAGGGGGAGAAAGGGACCCCAAGGCUGGGACCUGAUACUGCUGGAGAGACAGAGGGGCCUGCCACAGGUGCCUUCCCUUGGCUCCCUGGAGAUUUUCACAAGAAAGGUUUCUUUUGGUCUCCACCCCCAACAAGAAGACCAAGGUGCUCCUUCUCGAAGGUAGGGUAAGCAGCAAGGGUUCUGAAAAACCAGCUGUCCCGAGAGGCUGUCAUCUGGUUAGAGAUGGAGCUGAGAUACAGGGUCUCCAGAAGACCCUCUAUGAGCUGCUAAGGAGCUGUCACCUUCUGCCCCUCUCCCUUUUGAGGGUCUCCCAGGGUUGCAGGUGAAAAGGACAGAUUCUGGGUCCCAGGUGAUACUGCCCUGGCAGUAGGCUGAUGUCCUCAGAGAAAAAGCAGCUCUCAGGGUGGGAGCAGGGGACCUGAGCACAGCCACAUUGGGGUGGAGAGUCCCAGCCAGCCUUUGGCAGCUGACCAGUGUCUGGGGACCAGAGUCACCUCUUCCCUGUGUCUCCGUAUCUGUAACAUCUGAACCAGGAACUAGGGCAAGAGAGGAAACUCCCUCCUCUCCACUGCUGCCCCUACAGCUCCCUGCAGGGACGCUUCUCAGUGCCCCUUUAACAUCUCGACAUCCCCUUAGAUUCUCCUUCACUCACAAGAUUUGGGCAGGACACCAGGAAUCCUGGUAUUUCACUGCUGAAAGGGCCCCCAGAGGAUCGAGGGCAGGCUGAGAGUCAGAAAGGGUUAGGGGGUUGUCCAGCCACACACAGCAAAGCAGCAUUAGAUUAGACCAGACCCUGAGGCCUGGCCAACUCCUCUUGCCACACUGAAAAGUCUGCCCCCAAGGAAGUUGCCAGGACCCAUAGAGAGGGACCCCCAUAGAGAUCCCUCUACACCAGAGGCUCAAAAUCCUGGCCUGGCUUCCUUUUACAACCUAGUCUCUCCAGCACCCCUCAGGCCAGCCUCACACAGGGGCCCUGCCAAGGUUGUCUCCACACCACACCCCACGUUCUUCCCUGCCUCUUCCUGGAGCUCAGGGCCAGAUCCUCAGGGCCCUAAUAUCUGGCGCCAGUCUCCACCCAGUUUCCCUGGGAGUGUAAGCUGAGACAAGGGUGACAGACCCGCCAGGCAGGAUCUGGCCUUAUCUCCGAUUUCCCCCAGAGGACUGACGACACCCUCUCUGUUCACUCAGCCCAGCCUGCCCUGCCCCCAGUGAGCUGGCACCAGCUGACACUGCUCCAGCUCCUUUAAGCCUGUGCUGGACAGCGGGCUGGCACCCAGGGCAUAGUGCAAGCAGCUCCAUGAGGACCUGGGAGCGGGUCUCUCACUGGAAUCCCAAACUUGGAACCCAAUCUAAAUGUGGGGCCUCAAUUUAUGCAAAUCCCUUGCAGAUUUCAGAUAUGCACCCAAGACUUAAAAGGGUUGCUAUCCACUUUGCGAAAUAACUCACUAUCGCCUAGCUUUAAGGAGCCAGCCUGUGUACAAGUGUUAGGAAAGUCUGGGAGCCUCUGACCCUCUUCACACACACACACACACACACACACACACACACACACACGCUGCACUUGUGCAAACAGCUGUGUACCUUUAGACCUUCAGAUACACAACACAGACAUAAAUACCUGCCUACAUAAUAACAUACACCCACACAAUAUAUACAGCUGCACACACAAACUCUGGAGAUAGUACCCCUCACUUGUGGCCCUCCCAACAGUCCCCAGAGCUGGCCAUGUGGAACCAAGGGCUAGGAUUCCCUGCCCAUCCAGAGACCCAAGCUGACAUCAGUAGAGCCAAGAAGUGAGCCCACAGUGGGAGGGGUGGUGGUGGAGGGGGUGUGGGAAGCAGGGUAGGGAUUGACAGAGGGCCCAGUUCCUAGGGUCCCUAGCUUAGAAGUCCUGCCCACCACCCUAAAUGGUCUAGCCUAUUAGAUGCUAAAGAAGGGGCUCCCUUUGGGCCCCUCCCCUCAUGCUAGGAGCUGGCCCACAGUUGCUAUGGCAGCUGUAGACCCCACUGAGCUGGAACCAUCAUCCUCCGAUAGAAAGCAAGAAAAAUGGAUCUUGACCCUGCCCUGCACCUCUCCUGACCAAUGGGAACUGCCAGGGUGUUGGCAUCUUCCUCUGGGCCCUGAAGAUUCAGGAUCUUAAAGGGAUUCAGGAUCAGAGAACUCUGGGCAGCCCCCAGAGUUCUCUGGUUGGGUCUCCCAUUCCUUGCCAUAACGUGUGAAGAUGCCCUGGCAAACGGAUGGAGGCAGGACAUUAACCAGACCUGCUGGACCCCUCUCUCCACAGCCCUUAUCCUCCCCGAGGCUCCGUUGUAGUUAACACCAUCUCUGUAUAGUUGCCGCUAGGAUUAGUCAGGCAUUGGCAAGGGCAUUUUGUGCCAAAACUGCUGUGGGAGAUGCACACAGGAAUCCACCCACCCCUGCCUGAAGAGCCCCAGACAUGCAAAUAAGUAACUACCACACCACGAUGUGUGCCCUAACCCAGCCGUGUCAACUGGCUGGUGAGGGGAAGCCCAGAGUGGGAAGGCACCUUGCUCUAUCAGCCUCCUUCUCUCCUUAGAGUGUGUCGGGUCUUUCCAUGGAAGGGGCAGCCAUGCAGCUGCUAAAGCUAAGCAUGCCCAACUACCUCCUGGUCACAUUUCCUAUCUCGGUGUAACGAGGUACGGCAUUUAACCGAUAGCUGCUGUCCUCAUAAAGGAUGCAGGCUCCUCCGAGGGCCACCAGGAUAAUUUGUGGGUUGUGCUGUGUUCCUUCACAAAGCAGAUGUCCUAAGACCCCCUACAGACAAAAGUAACCCUUGGUUAAAUUGACCAGACCAAGAAAGAACUUGUCUACCCAAAUGCAGCCUCAGCUGGUGGUGUCCCGUGCCCCACCAACCUGAGCACUGCCAGUUCUGUUAGCCCAAAACCUAGAGCUAAUCCCAAGGCUUCCUUCUGAUGCCUUGUGAGGUCAGAGAGGGAUCAAGUGACCCAGUCUCUGGGUCCUGAAGGCCCAAACUAGAUGGGUUGUCUAAGCCUUGUUGCCCAAAGUGGGUCCAUGGACCAGCAGCAUCAGAAGCACCUGAGAGCUUCUUAGAAAUGAGGACUGUGAACUCUGGCUCAGUCUGUAGAGUAUGCAACUCUUGAUCUCGGGGUUAUGAGUCCACCACGCUGGGUGGACAUAGUACUUAAAAAUAAAAAUCUUUAAAAAAGAAAAAGAAAAAUGAGGACUCUCAGGCCUCACCCCAGAUCUGCUGAGUCAAACCCUGCAUUUUAACAAGGUCCAGGUGAUUAGACAACCAAUGUGAUUAAGACACAUUGACUUAAGUCAUCCCCCUCGACUUCGACUGGAGAAACUGAGCUGCAAGAGGCAGAGACCAGGCCAAGAUCACAGCCAGUCAAUGACAGAGCUAGAAAGAGGUCAGACCACGUGAUCUAGUUCCAGAGUUUUGUCUUCCACCUCAAGCUGUCCAUCCUUCCCCACACCCAUUUGAAGUACCUAGGUGCCCCACAGAUCUGGGCAGAUAGGGCUCUGAUGUGGGGGUUCCUGCUCCAGGAGCCUCCACUCAGGACAAGAGGGAAGCAGAGGAGGGCCAGGCUAGCCAGGUCUGAUCCAGUGGGGAGGGUCUGCGGAAGCAGCCCAUUCCCACCCUAUCUCUCACAGACAGGUCCCAGAAAGUGCAGCAGCCCCUACCAACCUGCCUUCUGCAACCCAGCUAGUCCCCCUGUCCCCACCUGUCCAGGUUCCACCUACAGAGGGAGAGACAAAAGGAAGGGUCCAGCCAAGGUCCCCAGUCAGUACAUCGGGUCUCCCCCACAGUAGAGCAGCAGCAGCAGCCGGCAGGAGAGGGGGAAAGAAACUGCCUGCCAGGCUACUGCCCAGGCCUGAUCAAGAAGGAGGGGAUGCACCUCCCAGAGUACCCCAUCCUGUCCUGCAGAGGGCUGGGGAGCAAGAGGGGCUGGACCACUAACUGUCCCUUCUGGCUCCCAGAACAAAUGCUAGCCGUGGCCCCCAGGCUGUGUGCCGCCCUGGUGCUGAGUGCCUUCAGGGCCAACUCCCCUCCCCUCCCAGGUUGCUGAGGCCCCCGGCCCUCCACACCUUGCAGUAAAUAUAGUUCAAUGCUGUGUGCCCAUCAGAGCAGUGUCCAGCCUGGCCCAGGGCUAGGUAUAUAGCAGAUGUUCAGUAGAUAUCUAUACCAGAAUAUAGUUCCUCUCUUCCCACAGGCCAAAAGGUCUCUGACCACCAAUCUCACCCAGACCCCUCUUUCCUGGCUUCCCAUCUGGUUCCCCUGGCUUCUCUCAUCCCCAGGAAUGCUGGCUGGGCUCCCAACUGCUUGCUCUGGCCCCUAGACCCCUUCCAGGGCCCAGGCGGACCUGGCCCCAGGCCCUAAAUUCCUAAGGCGCUGGUUUAAUCUGUCCCUGCCAGACCCUUCAGCACUCACUUCUCUUCCUCCAUGCUCACCCAUGGCUUCCUCCCCACCAGAUACCUGGCGUCUCUCCGCUCAGAAGCCCAUGGGCAGAACACUUUAACCAAAUCAUAUGUGGGAGCCUGCCACCGAUAGAAUCGAAGUUGUUUGAAUGGGACAGGAGGAGAACACAACCCAGAACCCCCUUACACUCAGCCUUCCCCUAUCACUACAGCUCCUCGUCAGAACCUCCAGGAUCCACUGGCCCCUGUGCCAGCUGCUCCUGCCACUGCAGGGCUCACCUGAUCCCAACCUUCAGGGGCACAGAGCAGAGCCGAGCCAUGGGUGCCCCCAGAGGACCCCGCAUUCAGUCAGAGGUCUCAGGGCCCCAACCUUAGAGGAGUGACUCACCUUAAUCACCCAGCAUACCUCCUGGAGGACUGAAACCCUUCCAGAUGCCAAAGAUGCAUCUUUCAGCAGUGGGAUUCCUAGCACCUAAAGAGGCAUCAGGGCAAGUGUGUGGGUCAGAGACGCCAGACAUGCUGGCCAGCGCAGAGCCCUCCAAGAACCAGAGAGUAGCAGAAGGAACCCUGUUGGGUCUUGUUGGGGAAGAUGUAGCCUCUUCUAAAGGCCUGGUGAGCAAGCAGACAGGUGGGCGAGGCUGGUGAAGCCUGAGCACUCCUGGAAGGCUGUGAGUCAGGGUGGAAGGGCUCCUUCUGAGUCAGCCCUGCUAGGAAGGUUGCCCUGUGGGUGUGGCUCCUGGACUAGGCAACUGGGCAGGGUUCUUGGACCCCAAGAAGGUUCCAGGCCCCAGAACUUCAGCCCCUCUGCCCCAUGAGCUGCCUGAGAACCUCAGUCUGGGGACAGAACCCAUGAACUGAAGGAGGGAGGGCAGAGAUGGUGAUUGUGUCUACCCAAUGAACUUGUAGAAGUCCACCCACCUUGGAUGGGAUAUCUGACCCUAGAAAGUACAGAGCCAGGCCUGGGAGAGCUUGUUACCUGCUUUCUGCCUUCAGUCCCGCCUCCUGUCUUCAUUUCUGCCCAUUUCCCAGUUCCUACUGCCGUGAAUCCUGUGUGGUUAGCCAGAGGCUCCACUCCUCUGCCUGAAUUAGAACCUGUCAAAACAGUGCAUCUGACCAAGGCUGCUUUUCAAAGGGUCAGUGUUGUGGCAAAGCUCUUAGAACAGCACCAGGCACAAUAGUAAAUGCUCAAUAAAUAUUGACUAUUAUUAUUAGUGCUGUUAUAAUGGUGGUUAUUAUUGAAUUGCCUAACAUAUGGGUCUAUCCUAUCACAGAAGCUUAAUAAAUGUUCGAAGUUGA